AAAUCAAGCUAAUUUGCUGAGUUUUCAAAGGGUUAACGGGCACUUUGUAAUAUAAUCCUGCAUAAAAGGAGCUCAUAAAGUAGCUUGAGGCUCACUAAUUUCUGUGUGUCUUUCAUGUUAACUUCACCUCUCAUUUUUCAUUGCGUGCGUUGCAGCCGGGAACCGUCCUGAUCAUGAAAGGCCAGGAGGACGUGGCGAGGGACCAGCCGCUGUCCCGAGUCAUCCACCCCCCUCAUCCACCCCCUCCCAGCUCCAAACCGCGCUUUGACGGCAACGCACGCCGAACCAGCCCUUCAACGGGCAACAAAGGCUCUGCUGGUCAGGAGGGAGAGUUCCCCUGCAAGAAAUGUGGCAGGAUUUUCUACAAGGUGAAGAGCCGCAGCGCCCACAUGAAGAGCCACGCCGAGCAGGAGAAGAAGGCCGCAGCGCUGCGGCAAAAAGAGGCCGAGGAACGAGCGGCGGCAAAAGCAGCCGCGGAGGCCGCGGCCGUCCUCGCCGCACGGCAGCAGAACGGGACACGACAGGUGGGCGGGGACAGCACCAACGACGACUCAUCUGACGGGGAGGACGAGGAUGAUGAGGACUGGCAGUAAGAGAAAGGCCGCUCGCACUGACUGCACCGAGCAGCGAGGCUUCUCUCUGAGACGGGAGACUUAAAAAAAAAAAAAGAAAAGAAAAGAAGAAUCCCUCCUGUGAACUCUGUGUAUAUUUUGUGGAACUAGACU
This is a messenger RNA of Plectropomus leopardus (leopard coralgrouper), 725 nucleotides long. Lineage: Eukaryota; Metazoa; Chordata; Actinopteri; Perciformes; Serranidae. The record is from RefSeq and is a predicted model, not a curated record.